UGGUUUACUUGAAGAGACUUCAGUUCCCCCGUACGUCUACGGCUGCAGCUGGCGUGGGGAGCUAACAGCGGCACUCAGUAGGAUCGUGAGGAGGUUCGCCGUCUUCCCGUCGCGGUGAAUAGGCCUACACGUUGUAACUUCACUCUAGGCCUACAUACAUGGCACCAGCUUCUCAUACAGAGUCAACUUUGAACGCAAAGUCUGUACCGGUAUUCCCCUCAGGGCGCGUAGCAGCCCCACGUGGCUGAAUUCGGUGAUGGUGCAACCAUGGGCUUGGCGAUUUUUGUGACAGAGUUUCUUCAUUAAGCUCGUACCGUGUAUAGGUCUAUACUUUAUUUAAAUGCGUCUGCACUGAAAUUAUUUUCCAAGAUGCCCUUUUUCCAGAGGAGGACAUUUAUUCUUGGAUGCUUACUGUACUUUUGCUUAAUAAUUACGACUGUAUCGUCCAAAAGUGUGCACCAUCUUCACCCGAAGAAAGGACUGAAGAAAGUCGAACUUCCUCCCCAUCCUCAAGUUGAGGAUAGUCCUGAUGUUGAGAACACGGAAGAGGAGGAAAUGUGGCUGGAGGAUUCGAUAGAUUACCCCGUGUAUGACCACCAAGGUGAUGCCCCGGACGAUGCAGGCACCCAGAACGAUGACCACUGCCCUCCGUACCCCACCGAAGCCUCUCCCAGGGCGUGCCGGGCGCGGCCGUGUAAGACGGAUAAGGAUUGCCACAAGGGCAACCAGAGAUGCUGCUUUAACGGUUGCAUGUUAACGUGCACUGCAGAAAUGACACAGCCGGCAGUGGUGGACUGGCAGAAGGAACCGCGCAGGCAAGGGCUGUCAGGAACUUCAUGGCUUAUUAAAGGCCCAGAGGAAACAGAUGACGUGGAACCCUGCACUACAACAAGGGACCCGGAUGAUGGUGACCCUUUACUCUGUCCCCAUGGUUAUGUCUGUCACAUCACUGACCCCGGUGACCCGGAACUAGGGGUACCUAACAGAGGACAGUGCCUGCAAGAAGAACAGGAGCAAAGAACUUCGUGGGUUAUCGAAGGCCCAGAGGAUAUAGGUGACGUGGAACCGUGUACUACAACAAAAGACCCGGAUGAUGGUGAUCCUUUGCUCUGUCCCCAUGGUUACGUCUGUCACAUCACUGACCCCGGUGACCCGGAACUCGGGGUUCCUAAUAGAGGACAGUGCAUGAAAGAAACACAGGAUCAAGGAACUUCGUGGCUUAUUAAAGACUCAAAGGAAACAGAUGACGUUGAACCCUGUACUACAACGAAAGACCCGGAUGAUGGUGAUCCUUUACUCUGUCCCCAUGGUUACGUCUGUCACAUCACUGACCCCGGUGACCCCGAACUCGGGGUACCUAAUAGAGGACAGUGCAUUAAGGAGAAACAGGAGAAAGAGUACAAAUCAAGGCGAAAAAUUCUCAAGUCAGAUCUGCGGAAGAGUGGAAAGUGUUUACUCGGUGCUACAAUCAUUCGAGAUCAGACCAUCAUACUACUGGGAGAUGAGAAAGAAAAAUGCAAAUGUCACAAAGGAACCAUCCAAUGCGGCGAUGAGUUCCUGUUCCCCGAUGUCAUUCGUUGACAAGGUGAUGUAUGAUGAGAUUUGAGAUUUGUGAGAAAAGAUACAUUCCUGACACUGUCAUUUGUCUAUCAUACAGAAUUGAUGAGUUGUUGGCAUACAGCUUGUGCUAGCAUGGUCACAGCCUGAGCAUGUUGAACAGACAUCGAUCCAAUGUGUAAGAAUUUGUCGCUACCAUUCUCCUUGUCAUAGCAAGUAGAAAUUUGAAAGUACAGCAAUUGGCCUUAACAUUUUACUAUUUGUAUUAUACAUACAUCAGCAUCAAAUAAAACGCCUUUCACACAGCAGUAAUGGCAGAAUUGUGCAUUGCGACAACAGUUUACGUUUAUGGGCUUUUGCGAUUUUAUUUAUAAAGAAGAUGAUGGAAAUAAAUCACUGUAGAAAAGCUAGAAAUGACCAGCAGGCUUUCCGGUGAAAAACCUUAUAUGAGUUUUACAUCCGGCCAAUGGGUUUUACUUCUGACAAUGCGUUAUAGUAUACGGUAUGAUUGAUGUCAUAUAUUGUCUUCAUCAAGGUUUCCUUGUUAGGCUGAUAACCCUGAGCGCAUGAACAUGUCCCUUAUACAACCACAUACAUGUAUGGUGGUUUAUGUAUAAACAUAGAAUAUAAUAUAUAUGAUAAAAUACGCAUGGAACAGAGAGCAUCUCUUAUUUUCAGCAGAAUGCCUUUCUGUAAGUAUUGCAAUUUCCGGAUAUGUUUACAAAAACUCCUCUCACUACAAUUUCCCGAUACAUUUACAAAAAAUCACCUCGCUGAAAAUUACUCGCACGUGGUGCGAAGACCAUGUGUACUGGUAUAGAAAUAAGCUAAAAUCUAAACGUGUUUUUAUGUGAGUAUUGUUUACCUGGUUCGUUUAGCAUUGUUUGUCCACUCAAAAAUUAAUCUGUUAAAUUUUAAGUGAAAGUAUGCUGUCUGAGUGAUGCUGGAAUGUAUUCUACUCUUGCAACAGAUUAUUCUGUUAAAUGUAACACACCUAUCUUAUUAAUUCAGCAUAAAGAUUCUGUUAGACUAACAAUAUAUUAUGUUGAAUAUGACACAGUAAUAUAUAUGCUAUAACAACAGACUACGUUCUAGCAUCACUCAGACAACAUAUUUUCUGUUAAAAUUAUCAGAUUAAUUUUUCGUUUAUUGCUACCAUGUCACUGUGAGUGUAGAGGGUAUAUUCUGUGACGAAGCUAUCCUGUUUACAUGUUAUAAUGGGGUUUUACUUGUUUCUUGUAACUGGGUGUCAACGAAGCAUUUGUGGAAUUCUAUCAUAUCUGAAACACGAAGCACACUUCCCCAAGAACCCACAGGUUGUGGCUUCCCGGAAACUCCGACUGAUAAGUCACUGACACAACUUGGCGGAUUGCGGCAUUACAGCUUCAUUGAUCAACAUAAAAGAUAAUUUCCUUACUUCAGACUCAUUCUUAUCCUUCCUAACUCAAUUAAAACAGUUACCGGUAUAUCAACGUUAGGAUUUGUUGUUAAACUGUUACAAUGUUCAGCCAUCCGUAUUCAUUCAUUUUCGUUUCUAAACAAUAUGUAAUCUUAUAUGCAACAAUGUCACAUCUGUCUUGUUUUUGUAUGGCAAUAAAAUAAUACUGUU
Liolophura sinensis is the source of this 3166-nucleotide messenger RNA. RefSeq lists its product as uncharacterized. Gene Ontology annotation, biological process: regulation of cell growth. Lineage: Eukaryota; Metazoa; Mollusca; Polyplacophora; Chitonida; Chitonidae. The record is from RefSeq and is a predicted model, not a curated record. Gene Ontology annotation, molecular function: peptidase inhibitor activity. The transcript is spliced from 12 exons. Gene Ontology annotation, cellular component: extracellular region. Bases 370 to 1581 code for a protein of 403 amino acids.